Molecule: messenger RNA, 1071 nt
Organism: Lactuca saligna
Lineage: Eukaryota; Viridiplantae; Streptophyta; Magnoliopsida; Asterales; Asteraceae
Source: the annotation of a GenBank genome assembly
AUGGAAAGAAAUAGUAUUCUUAGGGUGCGUUUGAGGAUGCUAAUCAUGCUAGCUUGCGUUGCUACAAUCAAAGCCACUGAAGCAGACAUCAGUUGCCUAAGAUCUAUCAAGGAAUCGCUAGAAGACCCUUCACAUAUAUUUUCUAGCUGGGAUUUUAACCACAUGUACGAAGGUUUCAUCUGCACUUUUGCUGGUGUUGAAUGUUGGCAUGAUGAUAACAUAGUUAUUAGCAUUCAUCUAGCAGGCAAGAAACUCAGAGGAUCGUUUCCAAUUGGUAUAAAAAACUGCACCAACAUGGCGACUUUAGAUCUUUCCAACAACUACAUCUCUGGACCCAUUCCUUCUGAUCUUGGUGAUGGUUUAGAUUUCAUUGUAGAUCUCAAUCUCUCCAACAACAGUCUCUCAGGCCCAAUUCCUCGUAGUAUUGUGAAUUGGAGGUAUAUCAAUGUUUUGAGGCUUGACAACAAUAACCUAACAGGCCAGAUCCCUUCAGAUUUGACUGGACUUGAUCGAAUCAAGGUGUUUAAUGUCACCAACAAUAGAUUAUCAGGACCAGUUCCCAUAUUUUCAAAUGGUGAUUUCUCUGCAGAAAGCUAUGGAAACAACCUAGAACUUUGUGGGGGUCCCUUGAAGGCUUGCAAGGAUGAUAAACAUGAUGAUGAAGGUCACCACAAAACGAAGCAGUUGGUCAACGCAAUCAAGGUCAACCCUACAACAACUACUCAGGCAGAGGUACAGGCACUUGUGGGCGAAGCUUUACUGGUCAAGGACGUGGCAAAAGCUUCAGGGGACGUGGCGAUCGUGGCCACCAAAAAUGGAACCAAGGAAAUCAAUGGCAGCAACAAGGAUAGAAUGGAUCGCAAUCAUGGUAUCCACCUCCAUCACCAUACCUUUCUCAUGGACCACAUUAAUCCACAAAUCACAGGGCUAAUCACACCUACGGGCCCAGUCAAUAUUCUGGACCCACAACAUAACAGGGACCAAUUGGACCUCCGAUACAGCCAUCAGGUCCGACGCCUACUCCCACUACUCAAUUUGUUGGUUAUUCUGGCUACAGUCCGUCAGAUUUAG